UCAAGUUAUCUAAGCAUGGACACCCAUCGAAACUGGGCCCAGGAUGUGUUACGCUGUCAAAUUUGUAAGACCCCGGGCCCUUCUAUGUACUGUGAUAUUUGUCACAUACAUCUGUGUAAAACCUGUGUGGGGGAACAUAUCUCUGAUGAAUCCCAAAAGCACGAAGUGGUGUCAUUUGAAAAGAGGGGAUCUACUUCUAAAUGCCCCAAACAUUCCUCAAACAUAAGUGUUCUUUACUGUGAACAAUGUGACAUUCUUAUUUGUACAAAAUGUGCUUCCUGUGAAAAUCACCGAGGGCAUACAUUUAUUGAACUUAUCAAAAUUGUCGACGGUAAAAAGAAUAUCAUUCAAAAAGAUUUAGAAGAACUAGAAAAGUCCAUUUUUCCUAAAUACCAAGAGAUUGCGUCUAAGAUUCAAGCUAGAAAACCAGAUCUGAAUAAGAAACUGAAAUCAGAUGUUGAUGAAAUGGACAUAAAAAACCUGGCUGUCCUAAACGAACAGGAAAAUGAAAUCACACGCAUCAAUUCUAAAAUCACACAAAGCAUUGCUGAUCUUAAUAAGUUACUUAACUCCAAUGAUGUCAGACGUGUAACUGCCUACAAAUCGAGGAAUGCAGAAUUCAUAGGAUUGCUUCCUAAACUUACGAUUUCUUUACCACAUUUCACUCUUCAAAAUAUAAACAAAAAUCAGCUUUGUCAACAACUUGGUUCUUUAUCAGUGUUAUAUAUCGGUGCUGAGUCCUCUUUCCUGGGAAGACUGCUCAGUGAUGAACCUCGGAUCACCAGAUAUAUAAAAACUGAGUUUGGAGAAAACAAAUUACGCAGUGUGUCCUGUCUGAGUGAUGAAAUUUGGACGUGUGGUGAGGACAAAAUGAUAAGAAUUUACAACCUCCGGGGGGAACCAGUGAAGUCAGUCCAAACAAAGUCAGGCAACUGGCCAUCAGACAUAGCAGUGACAAAGGGUGGUAAUCUAGUUUAUACCGAUUGCAAUGAUAGAUCCGUGAAUAUAUUUCUCAAUACACAGAUAGAGACAGUUAUCAGGCUACAGUCGUGGAUUCCUUGUAAUGUCUGUAGUACCUCCUCUGGUGACCUCCUGGUUGUCAUGGACCAUGAUGAUGAUACACAAACAAAAGUUGUGCGUUACUCUGGCUUCACAGAGAAACAAAGUAUUCAGUACGAUGACAAAGGACAACUUCUCUUUUCAUCUGGUGGACAAAAAUACAUCAGUGAGAACAGGAACCUAGAUAUUUGUGUGUCAGACUAUGUCGCCCGUGCAGUAGUGGUGGUCAAUCAGGCCGGGAAACUCCGGUUUACCUACACUGGUCCUCCCUGUACUACCGAGGGAUCAUUUAGUCCAGUCGGCAUCACAACAGACAGCCAAAGUAGAAUUCUAACAUCGGAUUUUGAAAAACAUCGUAUCCACAUCCUUGAUCAGGACGGAGAGUUCCUCCGCUACAUUGACAAUUUUCUUUUAAACAAUCCAUUCGGUCUAUGUGUCGACAACAGGGACAGCCUCUAUGGUGCAGAGUAUAGCACAGGUAAAGUGAAGAAAAUACAAUAUUACAUGUAAAAAAAAAUACGUGUGAUAGUUAUUUAUCUGUCUGAAAAUGAAAGCGCUUAAGCUAUAUUGAACGUUUUUCCUGUUUUCUUAUUUUACUUUUUAUCUAUAAC
Molecule: messenger RNA, 1670 nt
Organism: Magallana angulata
Lineage: Eukaryota; Metazoa; Mollusca; Bivalvia; Ostreida; Ostreidae
Product: tripartite motif-containing protein 2-like
Exons: 1
Coding region: 16-1569 (517 amino acids)
Biological process (GO): positive regulation of DNA-templated transcription
Cellular component (GO): chromatin; nucleoplasm
Molecular function (GO): protein binding; zinc ion binding; ubiquitin-protein transferase activity
Source: RefSeq, a predicted model, not a curated record